Phytophthora sojae is the source of this 636-nucleotide messenger RNA. RefSeq lists its product as hypothetical. The coding region runs from base 1 to 636 and encodes 211 amino acids. NCBI's taxonomy places the organism in Eukaryota, Oomycota, Peronosporomycetes, Peronosporales, Peronosporaceae. The transcript has 2 exons. The record is from RefSeq and is a predicted model, not a curated record.
AUGGGGAAGGCGCCGUCGCCGAGUAAGAAGGGCAGCGGCCACAUCGGAAGUCGAGCGUUGAGCGCCACGCGCUCCGAUAGCGGAUCUGCUGCGUUCGACGAUGCGGACGGCGGGGUCACCUCUGCUCCCCCUCGAGUGGAGAGCACAAUUGUGAGCCGGGAGACAGCUACACACCUGGCGUUUGCUAAAAGCCGGAAAGAAGACUUCGUGUAUGCACCGACUAGCCACUACUUCCACAUUUUAAAUGAGCAUUGCCAAUGGGACCACGAGGUGCGAUCAGCUCUACUAGUGGUCGUUGGACAGCCUGGGAAUGGCAAGUCUGCUUUGCUGGCGAACUGGGCGGAAGAGCGACGUCGUUCAGUAAAAGGAGAGCGUGAGCUCAUCUACGAGCACUACUGUGGGUGCUCCUACGAUAGCGUCAAGCUGUCACUGUUUCUGUUUCGGUUUAUGAACCAGCUGAAGAUUUCGUACAGUUUACGAGACUUUGAGCUCCCCCGCGAGCACGAGGAGGAAAAGUUAAAGUUCUCUUUCAGUCGGUGUUUGGAAGCCGCAGUAGGAAAAGGAGAGCACACGACAGGGCCUGCAUCAAAGCGGAAACGGUACGGUUUGAUGCUCUCUCUCUCUCUCUCUGCGUGA